Anopheles stephensi (Asian malaria mosquito) is the source of this 14239-nucleotide messenger RNA. RefSeq names its product la-related protein Larp4B-like. Gene Ontology annotation, molecular function: mRNA 3'-UTR binding. The transcript has 8 exons. Gene Ontology annotation, cellular component: cytosol; cytoplasmic stress granule. NCBI's taxonomy places the organism in Eukaryota, Metazoa, Arthropoda, Insecta, Diptera, Culicidae. Gene Ontology annotation, biological process: positive regulation of translation. The record is from RefSeq and is a predicted model, not a curated record. Bases 395 to 7579 code for a protein of 2394 amino acids.
GUGAUCCAGAGACAAAUCAAAGUCGGCCCGGUCGGUGGUCGUGUGAUCUGUGAGAAGUAAAGUGAAGUUAAAGUUUCGAAGAACCUCAAUACGCAAUGUGUCAAUAGAUGCGCGGAAACGAUACCUCGGUCGUGACCGUUCCAUAUGGCUACAGUUUUCGAGUAGUGUGCGGGUUCCGAGCCGUACGAUGGGAGCCGCAGUGUACAAGGCGCUGGCUCACAGCGUUCAAAGCAGUGGACCCUUGCCCCGAGCGUAAACGCUGCUGUGUAGUGCAAAACCGUGCGGAAAGCCGGCGGGGGUGGAGAAAGCUAGGGAACGUUCCCUCACCCUCCGUACCCGGUUCCCUGUCGUCCCCUAAACCCGCCCCCACGACUCCAACGCAUCUUGUCGGAUAAUGCCAUUGCGAAAGUAUCGACUCGUCUCGUCCGUGAGCAACAGCGGCACCAGCAUUAGUAGUGGUGGUAGCAGCGCCAACACCUACAGUGGCAGCUCCAGUAGCGGCACGUUCACACUCACGUCCACCAUAACGACCCUGGCUAGUGCGGCCGGUGGUGGCGCCAGUCCGGUGGCGUCCAUCGGACAUCAUCACCACCAUCAUCUGCACCAUCAACAGGCGGCGCAACAGCAGCAUCCACACGUACAGCUGCAAACGGCCAACGUGGCCGUACUGCAAACGCGUCCACGACAGCAGCAACAGCUCACCAACACCCACCAUUAUCAUCACCAUCAUCACCACCAUCAUCACCAGCAGCAGCAGCAGCAGCAACAACAGUUACUACAGCAAGGAUCCAUCACUACGGUGCAGGGACAAACGCGACUAUCGACACAUUACACCACGCACCAACAGCUCCAACAUCAUACACAGCAGCAGCAAGAGCAGCAGCAGCAGCAGCAGCAACAGCAGCAUCAGCAGGCGGUUACGCUUGGCACGCAUCACCACCAUCAUCAGCCGGUACCGGUGCAGAUCCUGCAGACCGUACCGGCGGCAGCGGCACCACCCAUCGUGGACCCACUGCCCCUUUGCCUCGAUGCUAACGGGACGUAUCUUUGCACGUCCUACAAUCCUCGCUGUUACAUCAUUCAAAAGCUCACUCCAACACCUGUUAGCUGCAUUACGUACGAGGUAACACCUGUCCCAGCACCGCUCGUUGCUCAACCCACAGUACUGACCGCUUCUAACCUAUCCGCCACGACGGUGGCCACCGCUGGACCGACCGUUCAAACGCUCGCUAGCGUAGAUGAGUUGAUCACUACCUACAACAAGGCUACUGCUACCAUUCCGCUAAUCAGUACUACGGCAGUUCCUACGGCCGGAUUGGAACUGACAACUGUAACACCUGACCGUUACAGCAACAGCAGCAGAAGCAGCAACAGUGGUGCCAACAGUAACCCGCAUUACACCGUCGGUGGCGAUGAACAAGCCUCCUCAUCAUGUCUGGUGGCAGUUGAAACGGGUGGUGGUGUACUAUCGUUAGCAAAUCGUGUGACCAGAACACAGGAAAAGGACGCCACCGAUCGAAUAGCCGGAGCGGCCAUUCGUGGUACGAGUGAUCUUCAGGCUGUCGUUAGGAGUGAUGCGCGAUCUUCGGGUUUGCUAAUGGCUGGCACUGAAAUGGUUAAUGCCGUGGAAGCGGUCGGAACCGGUGUGGAUUUUGACGCAAACGUGGCAAAGACCAGCAGUGAUAGUGUUAGUGUUGUUAGCUGUAGUCAUAGUGAAAGUGUAAUAUCUUGUGCCAAUACAAUCGCCAAUCAGCAACACUACCCAUCGGGUGGUGACAGAGCGCAUCGCACCAGCAGCUUGUUAAAGGCGAAGGUACAAUGGGCUGUGCAACCGUCUGGCGCUAGCGGGUCCAUCCCUCCAACUGGUGGACGUACCGAUGGCUUCGUGCUGAUGAAUGGUGGAGACAACACAACAGGCAAACUGUCCGCAAUCGUUUCGACAUCGAUUUAUACAGCUCCCGGUGUGGGAGAGGUCGCCGCCACCACACCGACAGCAGCAGCAGCAGCAGCAGCAGCAGCAGCAGCAAGCACAAUCAUAACCGGCGGAAUGUCCAGUAUGACGAUCGUUCCCCAGCAGCAGCAGCAAUCGCUGCCAUCACAGCAGCAACAAACUCCACCACCACCAGCGGUGGAUUACAGCACCCUGAACGGAACCGGAACCACCUCGGUCGGUGUUGCGAAUGAUACAGCUUCGGCCGCCGCCACACCGGAGUACUACGCCGAAGGAGGAUCCAAUGCACCACCGGCAGCCGGCAGUGCAACGCCGUCGCCCGUUACCAAUGCUGCUGCUGCAGCAGUAGCCUCGGCAAACACUAGUAAUAAUAGUUAUAGUACUCCUGCCCUCGUCAGUAGCCAUCCGCCGAACAGCAGCAGCAACAAUAAUGGCGCCAGUAGCAACAGUACGCAAUCAGCGAUGGGUGACGGUAGCGCGAUAGUCACUGCCGCCGCCGGCCCAAUCAUCGCCCCCGACGCCGUCGGUAAAGUGAUGUGGGGGGAUGGGGGGAUGGUGCCACCACCGGUGCAAAACAGCAUCGGUGGCGGCGGCGGCGGCGGCAACAUUGUAUCCAGUGAUAACAACAAUCCUACUAAUAGCGGUAGCAGCACUACCGAACACAACGGGUUGCCUUUAGAGCAGCUGAAGCAGCAGCUACAAAAUCAGCUUGAUUACUAUUUUUCGCGGGAAAAUCUUGCGAACGACACAUAUCUUCUGACACAAAUGGACAACGAUCAGUACGUGCCAAUCUGGACCAUUGCGAACUUCAAUCAAGUGAAGAAGCUUACCAAGGACAUCAAACUGAUAACGGAGGUGCUGCGCGAGUCGCCGAACGUACAGGUGGACGAGGAAGGCCUAAAGGUGCGCCCGAACCAUAAGCGGUGUAUCGUGAUAUUGCGUGAAAUAUCGGACAACACGCCGGUCGAGGACGUUAAGAACAUUUUCCAAGGCGAAAAUUGUCCGCGCUUCAUUUCCUGUGAAUUUGCCCACAACAACUCUUGGUACAUUACGUUCGAAUCGGACGAAGACGCCCAGCAAGCGUUCCGAUAUUUGCGUGAGGAGGUUAAGGAAUUCCAGGGUAAGCCAAUCAUGGCGCGAAUAAAGGCCAAACCAAUGAACCGGUUACCGAUAACGCCGGUCGGUGGCGUACCGAUGAAGAACGGGCUGAACGGUUUCAGGACGACACCGCCACCGGGUACGGCGGUUACGGCAGCAGCGGUGGGCGGUGUCAUCCAGCCGACGGCGGCAUCGGCAGCGGCAGCAGCGGCUGCCGCAGCGGUGGCGGCCGGCGUGUCCACCGCGACCUACGAUCCGGUACAAACGGCGGCAGUCAAUGCCGCCGCCAUUGCCGCGUACACCGGAGGACAACGUUACAUACUGCAGCACAAUGCUCCGUUGCAGCAGGGGUACAACCCUGCCGUUCAUGUGUUUCCAUUCCAGCAGCAGCCACUGUACAGCGGAUUCGUGCCAUCGUGGCAGCCCGCACAGGGCAACUAUUUCGAUAUGAGCCCGUACAUGACGAAUGGAAUGCAGCCGGUGACGGUAUUUUCAACCGGUGGCAGUACGCCGGCGGCUAGUGGGGGAGGUGGCGGCGGUACGGCCGGCGGUGGCAAACAGCAGAACGGCAGGUACGGCGGAGGAGUGCCGGGUGGUGGUGGUAGUGGCGGUGGCCACCGUCAAAAUCCUCGCAACAAACGCCAGCAGCAGCAGCAGCAGCAACAGCACGGAGGCCUUGCCAAUAACGAUGGUCAAUCGGUUACAACGAAUAACAGUGUCACCGGUACAACUGGUGGCGGUGGUGGUGGUGGUAUGCACCGGCAACAGUCGAACUAUCAGACGCAAAGCGCCGGUAGUGCCGGUGGCGUUACCUCUGCCACCGGUGUACAGUCGCAGGUGGCCACCAGCUAUCAGGCAUCUGCUGCCGGGGCAGGAGGCAAAAGUGCUGGGCUGCUCGGUGGCAAACCUGCCACGGCUGGCACGGCCACCGGCAUGGCGACAAUACCGGGCACGGUGUUCGUUCCCCAGUAUGCGCACUACGUCGCUGCGGCACCGCUGCAGCAUCAACAGCAGCAACAGCAGCAGCUUUACAGUGGCCAGCAGCAGCAGCAGCAGCAGCAGUCGGACGGUGGAGCGAUGGAACUGAUCGUGCGAACCGAUAUGCAGCAGCGACAGCAUUUGUACGAGGACGACGGUAGCGCAUCGGUCGGUGCCAACACGGUACUGGUGCUGCCUACCUACGCUGCCAGUGGUGCAGGCGGUGGUGGUGGAGGUGGUGGUCGCAAGAAUUCCAACACCAACGCCACGAAUGCGUCCAUCAUGCCAAUCGACGGCUCUCAGCAGCAGCAGCAGCAGCAGCAAUCUUGGGUACCGAAUCAGCAGCGGCGGAACCCUCGCCGAAGGAAGGACGACAUGAUGAUGUCGAUCGAUGGUGGCGGCAACGGUGGCGUUGCGAACGUUUCCGGCGGCAUGUACGGUACUACCGGUGGCAACAUGCGUCACACUACGGCCUAUAGUAACAGUAGCAGCAACAAUAACGGUAGCAGCAGCAACAGCGGUGGUGCAGCCAGUGUGAAUAAUACCAGUAGCAAUAAGGUUCUCAUGCAUACAACUAGUCUCAACCAAUUGACGCCUUCCACCGGUGGAGGAAGUGGUGGCGGUGGAAAGUACCAGGGCCGCGGGGGUGGUGGACGCGGCAGUGAUAAUAAUGGAUACGUCGGUGGUAUGAUGGUGGUCUCCCAGGAGCAUCACGGCGGUGGUGGCUACCACGGCUCGCACCAUCAAAGUCGGAACGCGGCGGGAGCGAGCACGGUGGCGCCAUCUGGCGGAUUACUCGAUUCUAGUUCUUCCUAUCAGCAACAGCAGCACGGUGCUGGUGGCGGUGGUCAUAAUAAGCAGCAGCAGCAGCAGAUGCAGGAUAUGAUGCAUCAUCAGCAGCAGCAGCAGCAGCACCAGCAACAGUAUCACCAGCAUCAGCAAAUGAACCAACACCUUAGCCAUCAUCAACAAUCGCACCAUUCGUCGUCGUCCGGUGCGAGCAAUCAUCAGGCGCAGCACAACAGCAACAGCCACGGCCAUCAUAAUCAAGCGCAGGGAGCGGGGCAGUCGCAGUCCCAGCAUCAUCACCAACAGCAGCAGCAACACCAUGCGUUGCAGCAGCAAUCUUCUCACCAGCACACGCAGCAACAAUCGCAGGUCUCCGCGGCAUCGCACCAUCCUCAUCAUUACCAGCAGCAACAGCAGCAGCAUCCGCACCAUCAACCAUCGGCAGCCGGAGGGUCGUCAGCGGCGGCGAACAGUAGCAGCAGCAGUAGUGCGGCCACCAGCUCCACCAACACCAACCACGCCUCUUCCCACAGCAGCACCAGUGUUCAGUUCGAUCUCGAACCGGCGGCAUUUCCGCCACUGCCGGGCCACGAAGGCCGUAGCCUCACCGCGACGGGAUCGUCCGUGGGUGGUGGGUCCGCUGCCGGCAGUAACGCUUCGCCCGGUGCGGGAGGACGGUCCGGUUCCAAGGGUGGAUCGGGCUCCGCUGCUUCAGCUCACAGCCAAACGGCGACCCAUCCGCAUCCUGCCGGCGGUCUUGUCCCAGUGAAUGCUUCCGGCGGAAGUUCCAGUGCCAGUUCCUCCUCAACCGUCGCCCAUCGGAGUGAUGGGUCGGCGACGGACGGAGGACUCUCAUCCAAUGUAGCCACCGCAGCCGCUGCUGGUUCUGCGGCAGUGUCCGGUGGUGCCGGAGUGCCAUUAAGCGUCGGCACCGCACCACCACCGCCAGCACCGGUCGUAUCGGCCUGGGGGGAAAAUCAUCGGCUGGCGGACGUUGUCAAGGGUACGGCGAAGGCUGUCCGCCCAGCAGCAGCAGCGGGUGCUGCAACGGCGGCCGCAAUCGUGGCCGGCACCGCCACCGUACCGGUUGUGUCCGCCAACAGCAGUAGCAGCAUCGAGCUUAGUAAGAGUAGCGGUACGGUGAUGGAGGCGAAAGCAAACGAAUCCGGUCCAACGAAUGGUGGCGGCACUUCCGGUGCGUGUGGAACCAAUAGCAAUCCGCACCAGCAGCAUAAUCAACUACCUGUGAUAAAGGGCAGCACGAAUGCCUCAACGAACGGUGGUGGUGGUGGCAGUCAAACUGCUGCUGCCACCUCGUCCACCUUCUCCUCCACCUCCACUUCCUCUCCAGCUGCGACACCUUCGGUUGCUUCAACCACUGCUAAUGCUAGCGUCACCACCGCUACCGCUGCCACUACUACGGCUGAUAAAUCUACCAAGACUGACGUCUCGUUGUUGCAGAUGGCGCCCGCGUCAACGACGAGCCGGGCUACUUCCACCACUACCACUGCUGCGCUAGAUAGCGCUACCAGUAGCGGAUCGUCGUCGUCCGCCAAGGGAGACCACCCGGCGACUGUUCCUUCCGCACCCACAACGGCCAAUGCAGCCACUAUGACAUCGACUGAUUUCACAACCAAAUCCUCCACCUCCGUUACGUCGUCUGCCAUCGCCGCGAAAAAAUCGACCUCAGCGGCCGCUGCCACCAACCAUACCGUUCAGCAGCAGCAUGCCGGAAAGUCGUCGUCGAGCGCGGCGACGUCUGCCCAACCACCGCCUCCACCGCCAACCUUUUCGCUGCAAAACCACCCGCCGUUAGUUCCGCACGACAGUAGCAGCAGUAGUAGUGGGAGUACGGCAACGACGACGGCCAGCAGCGCCCCUCAGGUACGGUUAAGCUACGCCCAGGUAGCGCAACAUUUAGCCGAACAAAGCAGCAAGGACAAGGAACAGCAGCACGGUCACAGCGAGAAGACGGUCGGCAGCAGCACUACUACACCUGCCGCCUCAUCCUCCUCGGGUGGAGCGGGAGAGAAAGAGAACGGCAGCAGUGGUAGCAGUGUAACGGCGGGCACGGGUAGUUCUUCGUCGGCCUCAGAGAGUAACGCUUCGGUGUUGGCAGCAACGUCGACGACAGCCUCGUCCACCACUGGAGCUACUACCGUUCCGCACGGUACUACCGGUGGUGGUGGUGGCGGUUCGGCUAAUGCAAGUAACAAUAACUCCUCCGGUGGAUUUAUUGGUGUCGGAAGCAGGCGUAAAGAUUCGGGCGGCUCGAGAGGUUCAGCGGGCACGGGCGCUGCGCAUCACCACCAUCACGGCGAUGGCUUUCGAGAACAACGAGAUACACGCUACAGUCAGCAACACGGUGCAGGUGGAAACACCAACGCACGCAACUCCAAAGAUUACCGUCAGUCUUCCGGUGGUGGUGGCGGCGGCGGCCACACCAACGCCGUUGGAUCUUCCCUCCUCCAUUCCGGUACCGGCGGUGGUGGUGGUGGGCUGAGAAAUGCCACCUCCUCAGAGCAAAACAACAACAAUCACGCGCAUCACCACCAAGGAGGCGGAGGUGGUGGUGGCCGAAGUGCCGGAAAUAACAAUAACCACCACAAUAACAACAAUGGCGGUGGUGGAGGAAAUGCAAAGUCUCUUGCUGCUGGUGGUGGUAGUGGCCGGACGGUACGCUCGCACCAGCUGAAGGACUACCAACAACCGCACCAGCAGCAGCACCAAACUCACCAGACACAUCCGCGCAGUCCCAAAUGAUGGCGCUUAAUAUGGAUCUAAAAGUGUGCUUGAUGAUGACACCCGCCUGAUGAAAGGAACGUUCUUUCAAGCACAACCCCAACACACACCACCACCAGCAUAGCAUGCAGACGAUGAUGCGGACGUUGGACAUCGAUGUGCAUCGUAAUUGUAAGAGACUCCCAAGGGGAUAUAUAUGGUAGCGGUACGGCAGCUGUUGUUGUAUUGCUAGUAGUAGUGGUAGCCGUGAUGAGCGCGUAUAGGAAUGGUGUGGUGUAUGUGUGUAUUGCGAGGAUAAUAGCCGGAUUAAUGGGAUAAUCAGCGAAGCGCGAAGAGUGUAUAAGAAUGCUCUUUCUUUAGUGACAACGCUUUCUUGUCAUUACUGUUAAGAGCAAUGCGUUGAAUAUUGAUUUCGUAUUAUUUUCUUCUUUUUGUUGAGGGAAAUGUUCAGCAUCAGCAUCGUUUUGUGGAACAAUUAUUUCAUUUGCCUGUAUUUGAGGAUACGAAUAUCAGAAAAAAACCGUGGAUUUAAUGGCACACACACAUCCCUUUACUGUUUAUUGCUUGUUUGGAUGUUUUAUUAAGUAAAAUUUCAAAACUUCACACUGAAUAGUCAGCACAAAUAGCGUUGCUCGAUAGGCAAACCUUAAUGCUCACGACUGCUGCACCGAGGAGAAAGAGAGGGAGCGAGAGAGAGAGAGCGAGAGAUAGCGAACGUUAUGUUGAUGAAUCUCACCGGCGGGGAAGGAAGCAAAUAUGAUAUUGGUGAUGCUGUUUUGCAAGUUGUACAACGCGUUGUAAAGCGGUCGCUAUUUGGAAAAUGCACUCCCAUCAUCUCUUCUGUGUCGUGGCCGCCCCACACACCAACAACACGCCGUCUUCGGUUAGUCUAUUUGUUCGCCAAGUGAGGGAAGUGAAAGAGCGGUGUUUAAUCACAGCGCCAGAAAUAAAUAUGCUGCUAGCUGGCAGGUGUUUUUAAGGUGGCCAACGCUUUGCAAUAUACACAAAUACCAAAGCCAUACUACUACCAUCAAACGAAACCGGGGUUGAGCUGUGCGAGAGAGAGAGAGCGCGUGCAUCAGUGGGGUGGGCGGGCUUUGGGUGGGUUUGUUUGUGUCGAUUUGUUUAAUUGUUUUUGUUUGCUUGUUUGAGUCAUUGCAAUGUGUUUGUGUCGUGUGUGUAUGUGUGUGUGCGUGGAACAGGAUAACGUGUUUUUCAACACUAUCGAGUCAGCAAAAGGGAAAAAAAUCUAAAAGCUUCAUAAAAUUUGGAUAGCAAAUUGUAUUUCGAUCGACACACACAUACACAUACACACAUACACUCUCACGACCUAUAUGAAUGAAAAUAUUUGUUUUUUUUAUCUAAUUAUUACUAUUAUUUUGUUUUUUUUCUACCAUUUCCCUGUUACGUUUUGUUUUGCCUCCUUCUCUGCGGGCGGACAUGAACGCGCGCGCGCGCGCGAUGACCUCUAAAGAGGCCGCACUCGAACCGAAUCCGCGUGUCCGCCGCCAACUUAUCAUUAUUGACUUUAUUAAUUAUUAUUAUUGCUACAUUUCUUAAUAGUGCGCGGAAGCAGGAUAGCACGCGGUUAACAUGUAAGCCUAUUGAUAGCUCUUUUUAACUGCAGUUCUUUGUUAAUUUGUUGAUAAUCGAUUCGUGUGAUGGGUAUAUAUUGGGGGGGAAACACAAGCGCGUGGGUAGAGAUAAGUACCGGAGGCUUCCUGACCCUCGUGGAGGGAAAGCUGGGAAGAAGAAAUACAGGCAUACAGGAAUGAUGAACGCGGAAGGGAGGAGUGCGGUGUGUUCCAAAAGCACAGGAAAAAUCUGUUACUAAAAAGCUGUGUAUGUGUGUGUGUUAAUAGUGUUUGCGUGCUAGAGUGCAGAGUGGAAAAGGGAUAUGAAGGUGGAUAAUUUAAAGCACACACACACACACACACACACACACACACACACACACACAAACACUAGCUAUGUUCUCUGUUCAUUAGACCUGUAUAUAAUAAUAGCGCAAACGGACGGGGGUUUUGCGGUGCGAAAACUCACACACAAACACACACACACACAGAAACAUCUCGAUCUCGUUUACGCGGUCACAAACCAAGUGCACUAGGGAAGCUCUUUGGUUUAGUUUUAUGUUGAGGGGCUCAUAACGGAUUUCGGAUGCAGAUGAUGGUGGUGCACUGUGUGGUGGAUACGCGGACAGUUGGUUUUUGCUGAUAGUGACAGACUCGCGGCACCCUCCAUUAAUGGUCCCAGGGAAAGAAUCGUCGAAUAGAAAGAACAGUUCGUGGUGCAUUUGUGUCGCCUCAGGGCUAUCUGACAUGACUAAUAGCGAAUGCUGGAGGACUUUGGUAGCCAAGCGCUGUAGCAUUAUCAUUAUCGAGAGUCCUUUUCUUGUGACUCCAGUCGCUGGACAUCGCAUUGAUCCUACAUCCUACAAAGCUGUCCAACUCCUCGGUCGAAACUCGGUGACUUGUGACCUUACACACGCAUUGCUCUCGGUUUGACUUGAGAGCCUCCCGGGGAAGCAAAGGAGUGAGCUAAAGAAUCUGUUGCCAUCAGCAUAACUAAUUGUCCGUCCAUCGUAUCUGUCGCUGAGAUAGGAAAGUCGAGGUAGCGUGAUAGCAGAGUUAGGGGUCUAGGCAAGCUUAUGCCGUCUAUUUUGCUAGUAAUGAAAUGGACUGGAGCGUAGCCGUAGAAGCGGCGGAUAGCUACAAGCUAGUGGAUCUGCAUCUCUAACGCCUAAAAAGUAAUAGAGACCGAUUAGAGCCUUCGGUUACUAGCUAGGAAAGCGUGUAAUAGGUACGCCUAAAGUUAAGAAGCUGUUGUUGGUGAGGGUUGUAGAAUCCUAGCGAGAGGUUGCGAGACACAUGCAGAGAGGCACCCUGUUUGCCAUUUCAGAUAGUUACCGCCGUCCUUUGUCCUAACCUAGUUGGCUUUCAGAUCAACCGACAGCCCUACACUACCACCGGUAUCGUCGAUUUUUGGAAAAAAAUUUCCUAGAAAAGCCUUUCCGGUCAGCCGCAGGGACGAAUUUUAUUGAACCGUUUUUACCAAUUUCUUAUAUUGACAAUCCGCGGCUAUAGUAGUGGUGAUGAUGUCCUUUCUGUUUCUGUUCUGUUCAGCUCCAUUCCAAGCACACAACUUAAGCGAGAGUUCUUUGCCGCGCCGCGGAUAACAAUCCUGUUCUGUUGUCUCCCUCUCGUCGUUAUCCAAGACAAGCAACGUGUGUGUGUGUGUGUUUUGUGCGCCGGGAGGGUGUGUUACAAUGCAAUUGAAUUGGUUAUCAUAGGAAAGUGCAGCAUGCACACACACAUACACACUCGCGUAUAGUAGCUUUUAAGAGCGCCAAAUGUGGAUUUCAUUUUUUUCGUUUCGUCCUCUCGGGUUACUCGCUAAAAAAAAACCCGUCCGGGGGGCCAAUUAUAUGUACAUCAGAAUUCCCAGCGAUUUGUGUGGGAAGACGGAGAGUAGGAUUCUGUUUUGCUUCUGGCAGUCAUAACAUUUGUUACGCGCCUUAUUACCGAUUGCCUAUCAUCUGGUUUUGUCUGUUUGCUUGCUCGUACGGUCCCCCGAAGUAAAUGAUGAAGACGAUCGUAAUGAUGCUAAGAUCAACUUGCGAUCCUUCGCCCCGUGCGUCACUCCCGGGGUGUGGUAGUAGCGAGAGGGUUUGGUAAGCGUUUGUUUUUUGCCUUUAUUAGUAGUAUGCCGUUUUAUUGUCUAAUGGGUUUGCUCCGUCAAUGUUUGUACUAGCGGGAAACUAUUUUUUAAAUCGAUCAUCAUCAAUGCCUUAGAUUUUCUGACCUUCCCGCGGAACUUUGGCGUGUGCGCAAAAGUGUAGCAGCAGCAGCAGCGCAUCGUCUCCUGUUGUCUGGCUUUUGUUAACGAUCUUACUUAAGAUACAAAGAGCCACACACACACACACAGACACAAUCCUUGGAAGGAUGAGCACGUGCAGGGGUCCCUCUGCUCUCUGGUAGUUAAAGCUUUAGUAAAAAGGAAUGAAGAGAAUGAAUAGAAAGUUGUGGCGGCUCAUACGAUUUGCGAACGUUUUAGAUAGAUAGACGCGCUACAAGGAUAUACAUACACAUAGAUAUAUAUACACAAAUAUAAAAACAUAUUGCCCCCGCCCCGGAUCUGUGGGGGGUGAUCCGCAUGAAGACACAUUUUAGAGACUGCAAAACUUAACAAAACAUACAACACGACGACAACGCCACACCGUUCGGUACUUGGCCGGCGAGGUGGUUGAGAAUGCGAAUCAAUUCUCAAUGCGCCUCGUUUUUUUUUGGAAUUGGAAGGAAUGUCUGCUGCUGGUGUGGUGUGGUGUGUACGUGGGAAAGAGCGGACAAGAGCGAUGAAGCGGAUGAGCUACACAAAACAACUAUGAUAUACAACCGUAGGUUAGCUUUGUAAUGGAAAUGGCGGGAAAGGCGGUAGAAGACGCUACGGCAAAGCUACACGCGGUAGUAGUCCCUUCCGGGGUAGUCCUGUCCUGUGCGUUCGGCAUUGAACCGUUCGUUACGCAACACUGCAAAACAAAUCGGGGAAAAAAGGGCCGUUCCCCCGAAGUCAAGUCAAAUAGGGCAUGCAAUUGCUGGUACUGCAAUAGUCGGAAAGAGAGAGAGAGAGAGCUGAGCUGUGUUGUGGAUGGGCUCUGAGCGUGUGUGUGGAGCGCCGGUAAAGUGUAGGAUACUAAAGAAUACUUAGAAUUAAAGUGCGCGAAGUUAAAGAGCAGGAAGAGAGCGAGAGAGGGAGGGAGAGAGGGAGAAAGAAAGUUACAAUAUCGAUGUAGACAAGAAAGAUAUAUGGAUUAUAUAUAUAUAUAUAUAUAUAUAUAUACAUAUAAAUAUAUAAAUGUAAGGGAAAAAAAGUAUAUACAUUAUAUAUACACAUUACUAUAUACACAACUCUAAUGAUAAACGAAACAAAAAAGAGAAACAAACAAAAACAAAUGGUUAAAACAUAAGCGGGGGGGCACCGUUGAUUUAGAAGCAAAGGAAACAAAACAAACAAAAAAAGGAAUGGGAUUUGUUAAAAAUGCGAAGCAAAACCUUUGCCCUCCCUCCCUCCCUACAGCGCAGGGUUUCUUAUACGUGUGUGAACGGAUUAUCGCAAGGGCAGAAAGUAGUCUCUUCUGUGGGAAAGACUGAAACACUAUUGUCGGACCGAUGGGGUGAGGUUGAGAGGGGGGGGGGGGGAGUGGUGGGGGUAAACAAACCACUCCUUUCAUCCUUGGUGAACAAGGGAAACGAUACAAACGUGCUGCCACAGAUACUAGUUCGGUAGUCGGUAAUGGUGAUAAAGUUACUGUUGAGAAACGGAAGAGGAAGCGAUAGAGGAAGACAAUUGGAGGAUAUGAUGUUAGGAAUAAAACAAAAAAAUUAAGCAUGAGAAAACCUGCAACACACACACACACAAAUGCAUUAGAGAAAAUGAAGGGAGAAAAAGAAGGAAAUAAACACACACACACAAAUACGCAAACAAAAAAAAUUAUAAUAAAGCACGGGGAGUGAUUAGAAGCAACCGUAUAUUGAUCACAUGAUAUGAAAAGAUGUGGCAGAAAAAAAGAAGAGAAGAAAAAAAAACUACAAAAAACAAACCAAUUGGCAUAGAAAGACUGCAGCAAAAAUGGGGGCGGGGGAAGAGAAAAAGUAACCCCUAAGCCAGGUGAAUUAUUGGCCACAUACAACACAUUGGCGUGCAUGUGCGUGUGUGUGUGUGUUGUGUUUAUGUAUGCAAAAUGAUGCCCCAUUGAUGCGAGGAUGGGCCGGAACCAAAAUAUGUUUAAAAUAUAUGGUAGCUUAAAAAUCAAAAAGUAUAUAGGGAGCGAAAUGCGGUGUGAGCGAGAGGAGUCUAAGUGACUAAAGUCCUGUUGAAUGCCUGUCUCCUACCGUAAAUAUCUCCACCACAAACAAACAAAAUCCCCCAACCACCACACAAACUCCCAAAAUGUGCGAUACUAUUAGAACGACCAAGCCGGUGGCAGGAAACGGACGUAGAAUGUUGGGCGUGUUAAUGAGACAAUGUGACAAGACCCGAAAGCCUUGAGCUCCACGGUGGUGGUGGAGGGCAGGCAAGAGUAUAGUAGUGAAUCAUGAUGGUUAAGCGAAUUUGAACGUUGAUAAUACCUACUCUAGUUGCUAGCAAGGAAAAUGUAAAACAGAAACACCGACACAACAAAUAAUUGGGUGAGACGAGACAGUGAUGGGUGGCGCGACACGCGCAAAAAUAACAAAAAAGGGUAAAAGAAAAAUACAAAAACAGUAACAGCAAAAGAAAAAAGAGAGAAAAUAAGGAGCAAAAAAAAAAUCAACAGAAGGAAAGAGAAAACAAACAAACAAACGUUGUUGUAAAAUAAGUAACACAGAAACACACGGGAGGAGCAAAGAGUGUUGUAAGUGGGGUGUAAUACACGCGAACCGGAAACCUCCCCCCCCUCCCGUGCUAUUGUGAGGAGUGGUGGGGGGGAGGGAAGGAUAAGAAGGAGAGAAGAAAAAUCCCCCGAGAGGUGGGAGGAGGAGGAGGAGGAGGUAGUGUAGGAGGAUCCCGGAAGUGUGUGUGUGUUAGUAGGCGAGUGAAGCAACCGUCUACUAACUACUACACGCGCUGAUAUGAAGUAUAAAAGUAAAAAAAAGAGUAAAAAAGCGAAACUACAAAACAAACACAAAAAAAUACAAAAAA